AUGAAAGCCACAAUGUCAUCAUUUCUGAGCCUUCUCUCCGUCGUCUUACUCUUUGUCCCGCCCAUAUUAACGGCACUAGAGACAGAGACAAGUUUAACGAAAGAUUAUUAUCAAAAAACAUGUCCUGAUUUCGGUAAAAUCGUUCGUGAAACCGUUACAACGAAGCAAUCUCAGCAGCCAACAACAGCUGCUGGAACGCUUCGUCUUUUUUUCCACGAUUGUUUCCUAGAAGGAUGUGACGCAUCCGUUCUAAUUGCUACAAAUACUUUCAACAAAGCCGAACGCGACGAUGACCUAAACGAGUCGCUUCCGGGAGAUGCGUUUGACAUCGUGACUCGCAUCAAAACCGCUCUUGAAUUGUCUUGUCCCGGGGUUGUGUCUUGCGCAGACAUCUUGGCUCAGUCCACGCGUGACCUUGUCACAAUGAUUGGUGGGCCUUUCUAUGAAGUCAAGUUGGGCCGUAAAGAUGGAUUUGAGUCGAAAGCUCAUAAAGUGAAAGGAAACAUACCAUUAGCAAAUCAUACAGUCCAAGACAUGAUGUCUAUAUUUCAAAAGAAUGGUUUCACUCUAAGGGAGAUGGUUGCACUAAGCGGCGGGCACACAGUCGGAUUUUCUCACUGCAAAGAAUUCAGUAGCCGGAUCUUUGGACCACAGACGGAUCCAGAGCUCGACGCUAAAUUCGCAGGGGUGCUCAAAAAUCUAUGCAAGGAUUACCAGGUCAAUAAAACGAUGGCGGCUUUUCUCGACCCGGUGACGCCGGGAAAAUUUGAUAAUAUGUAUUUUAAGAACUUGAGAAGAGGGCUUGGAUUGUUAGCGUCCGACCACAUCUUGUUUAAGGACAAAAGCACGAGACCGUUUGUCGAAUUAUAUGCAAAUAAUCAGACGGUUUUCUUCGAAGAUUUUGCACGUGCCAUGGAAAAACUAGGCACGGUGGGCGUUAAAGGCGAUAAAGAUGGAGAGGUGAGACGCAGGUGCGAUCACUUCAACAAGCUUAACGUAUAA
Molecule: messenger RNA, 1002 nt
Organism: Eutrema salsugineum
Lineage: Eukaryota; Viridiplantae; Streptophyta; Magnoliopsida; Brassicales; Brassicaceae
Product: peroxidase 41
Exons: 1
Coding region: 1-1002 (333 amino acids)
Biological process (GO): hydrogen peroxide catabolic process; response to oxidative stress
Molecular function (GO): heme binding; peroxidase activity
Source: RefSeq, a predicted model, not a curated record